UUACUAAAAUAAUGACUCAUUAUCUUAGAUACUAAGUCUAAAUAUUGAGAAAGUUUCUUAUUAUAAUGACUCACAGUCAUAUUGGCAGAAAUGAGCUUCCGUAGAUUUUAUAUAAAGUUUGCUUAUAAUCAUGUUUUGGGCGUACAGUUUGGUGAGCAUGCGCACAUCGCUGAUGCUGAACUUCUUUGCCAUUUGGAAUGUUGGCGUUGUGACGUAACGUUCCUUCCUUCUUUUCGGCGUUAACUAGGCCACCGGGUUGCCAUGGCGACACGUAGCCUAACUUCACCGCUGUGUGUGUGUGUGUGUGUGUGUGUGUGUGUGUGUGUGACUGUGUGUGUGUGUGUGUGUGUGUGUGUGUGUGUGUGUGUGUGUGUGAGAGUGUGUGUGUGUGUGUGUGUGUGUGUGUGUGUGUGUGUGUGUGUGUGUGUGUGUGUGUGUGUGUGACUGUGUGUCUGUGUGUGUGUGUGUGUGUGUGUGUGUGUGUGUGUGUGUGUGUGUGUGACUGUAACGAGAGAUUAACACGGGAGCGCGCCGCACGCCCCCGUGUCGUCCAUCCAUCCGCGGUGAGAGUGAUCAUGACGGCCCGGUCCGUGCGGUCCCUGUCCGGAGCCCUGAAGCCGUUGUUCAGCAACCGGUGUCCCGGGAUAACUUCCUGUUUCUUGCAGGUUUACGGUGCAGCUUCAUGCAACCAGAGGCAGAAGUCCACGUACACACCUCCGCCGGCUCGGUACGGAGGCAGGCACACCGUGACUCUGAUUCCCGGAGAUGGCAUCGGACCAGAGCUGGGCAACCACGUGCGUGAACUAUUUCGGUUCUGUUGCGUGCCCGUGGACUUUGAAGUUGUCAAUGUGGACUCAUCCGUGGCGUCAGAGGAUGACAUCAAUAAUGCCAUAAUGGCUAUCAGACGCAAUGGAGUUGCACUAAAAGGUAACAUUGAGACCAACCACAACCUGCCACCAUCCUACAAGUCCAGAAACAACCUGCUCCGCACCACUCUGGAUCUGUACGCCAACGUGAUGCACUGCCAGUCCCUACCGGGAGUGAGGACUCGCCACAGAAACAUCGACAUCAUGAUCAUCAGGGAGAACACGGAGGGAGAGUACAGCAGCCUGGAGCACGAGAACGUACCGGGCGUCGUUGAAUGUCUGAAGAUCAUCACCAAGACCAAAUCUCUACGCAUCGCUGACUACGCAUUCAGGACUGCUCGGGCCAAAGGACGCAGACGAGUCACUGCCGUGCACAAAGCUAACAUCAUGAAGUUGGGUGACGGGCUCUUCCUGGAGUGCUGUAAGGAGGUCGCCAGCGGUUACCCUGAAAUCACCUUCGACAGCAUGAUUGUGGACAACACCACCAUGCAGCUGGUUUCCAGGCCCCAGCAGUUCGAUUUGAUGGUCAUGCCCAACCUGUAUGGCAACGUGGUGAGCAAUGUGUGUGCCGGGCUGGUCGGCGGACCCGGCCUGGUGCCUGGAGCCAACUAUGGAGAGGACUACGCCGUGUUUGAGACGGGCACCAGGAACACCGGGAAGAGCAUCGCUAACCGUAACACAGCAAACCCCACGGCCAUGCUGCUGGCCUCCUGCCUGCUGCUGGACCACCUGAAGCUCCACGCCUACGCCAGCAUGAUCCGCAGGGCCAUCCUCUCCACCGUCAGUGAGACUCGGCUGCACACUGCCGACCUCGGAGGACAAGGCUCCACCUCUGAAGUGGUCCAGUCCAUCAUGAAUGCUGUUCAGAGCACCGGGCCUCAGACUCUGAGCAUCUAGAACAAACACACAUAAAAUAUAGAAACUGUCUCUCACAGCAGAGACGUGUGUGUGUGUGUGUGUGUGUGUGUGUGUGUGUGUUAGUGUGCCUCUCUUCAGUGUUUGAUAGGAACACUGAAAUAUCUAUGCAAUAGUUUCCUUCUUAUCUUCACAUAGAUUGUUUCACUGUUAUUUAAAGUUUGUUUGAGCACUUGGUUUGAAGCUUUACUUUCCCAUCAUACUGUUGACUGUGUGAAACACUCGGGGUUCCCACGUGUCCUGGAAAACCUGGAAAUCAAGAGACUAGUGUUCCAGUCAUGGAAAACAGCUGGAAAUUGAUUAAAAUGAUCAAAUAUCCUGAAAAUAAUCUGUGUUCUCCUGGAAAUGUUUGUGUUUUAGGCCCUCUGAUCGGCUCUGUAAACCUGGGUGUGUAUUUUGUUUGAAACUCGACUGUUGGACACUUCAGAGCAGGUCCACCAGGUCUUCUCAAUAUCAGGUCUAUUUGUUCCAGAGUUGGGAGCAAAACUCUCAUAUGUCCUUGCAUUACAGGCUAUUAAUGAUCAAAUCUCUUGUUGCUGUGGUUGAUAAAUACACACAGUGAUAUUAAUUGUACGUGAAAUUAACAAUUUAACCUUCUAGAAGAUUAAUUUUCUGUAAAAUAAAAUUAAUUCUACUUGAUUUGAACUGUAACUGAAGGACUGUGGCCACAUUAAUGGAGUCAAUCUGCCUGAAACUGUAGUUUAUAUGAAGCACUGUCCUGUAUUGUCCAGAAAAAAACUCCUGGUAAAUGAUUUAUUAGAAAGAUUGGGAACCCUGAAUACCUCAGUAGUGCUGUUUGAGUUCAUCCUUCCCAUGUUUAUUAGUUUGUUUCAUUUAUUUAUUUAGUAUAACUUAUUUUAAAGCAAUCUCAGCUGUUGUUCGUCCACCAAACGUUUUGGGCAACAGUUACCUCUAAUAAAGCUAAUAAAGCUAAUAAAG
This is a messenger RNA of Dicentrarchus labrax (European seabass), 2720 nucleotides long. Its product is annotated as isocitrate dehydrogenase [NAD] subunit gamma, mitochondrial-like. Gene Ontology annotation, biological process: tricarboxylic acid cycle; isocitrate metabolic process. The transcript is spliced from 11 exons. The record is from RefSeq and is a predicted model, not a curated record. Gene Ontology annotation, cellular component: mitochondrion. The coding region runs from base 576 to 1763 and encodes 395 amino acids. Gene Ontology annotation, molecular function: oxidoreductase activity, acting on the CH-OH group of donors, NAD or NADP as acceptor; NAD binding; magnesium ion binding. Lineage: Eukaryota; Metazoa; Chordata; Actinopteri; Moronidae.